AUGGUCACAGUUUCAGAAUCAAGUGAAGAAGAUUUACAUGAAAAUGUCAAUUUUCAUCAUAGUGGUUGGCGUAUUACACUUAUUCUAUUAGCAUUUAUAAGUUUUAUAAUCACUUGUAUUUUUAAUAGUUUCGCUGCUAGUGAUUCUAAUGAUAUAUUUACACAACGUACAGGAAAUAUUAGUGAUAAUAAUCUAACGGAAUUUACACCUGCUAAUUGGACAUUCAGUAUAUGGAGUAUAAUUUAUUUAUGGCAAGCAGCAUGGUUAAUCUAUGCUAUUACUCGAAUAUCAAGAAAAGCAAAUACAAAUUAUUUAUAUAUUGUUCCAAAUACACUUCAUUUUAGUGUUUUUAUAUUCUAUAUAAUUAAUAUGAUUUUGAAUAUUGGUUGGCUAUUUAUAUGGGAUCAAGAACAUUUUGGUUGGUCACUACUCGUUAUUUUCAUCAUGUUUAUAACGAUUCUUGUACCUAUGAUUAUGACUCAUGUUCUUCUACAACGAAAUCGACCAAUUUAUAUUAACUCAGAACGAAAACUAGAUAUUUGGCUUGUACGAAUAUUAGUUCAUAAUGGUUUAGCUGUUUACAGUACAUGGCUUUAUCUUGCAACAUUACUUAAUUUAACUAUUUGGAUUACACAAAUAUAUAAUAAAAAUCCUCAAUCAAACACUAAUGCAUCAACUGCAGCACUUACUCUUGUACUUGUUGGAAUUAUAUUUUAUUUUAUUUGUGAAAAUUUUCUAUUUUAUUCUUCGAUGGCAUAUACAUUUUUACCUUGGUUUGUUUUAAUAUUUUCAUUGUCAGGUGUUCUAUCAAAAAAUUAUACAAGAAAUGAUAUUCCUGAUAGAAAUAAAUUCUAUGUACUUGCUUUACUUAUUAUUUGUUGUAUUUUAUUUAUUAGUCGUCUUGGAUUAUUUCUUGUACGAUAUUUCAGAAGUCAAAUUCCAACAAUAAAAGAACCUUGA
Molecule: messenger RNA, 960 nt
Organism: Rotaria sp. Silwood1
Lineage: Eukaryota; Metazoa; Rotifera; Eurotatoria; Philodinida; Philodinidae
Source: the annotation of a GenBank genome assembly